AUGGAUUCGGCACGCGCCUCAAAGCCCGAGGAGGAGGUGGCCGCUUACCAGAGCGGCGAGGCCAAGCAGGCGAGGCUGCAGUCCAUGCUCGCGGCGCUCCUCGAUGACCCCAUUCUGGCCGGCGUCCCGAGGAAGCCCUCGCUGGCGGAUGUGGACACGCUCAUCAACCUCGAGCUCGGUAGCGCCAUGAGGGUGACCAUCGUCAAGCUGGACAACACCUCGUUCGAUGUCGCGGUGUUGAACACUGCUACGCUCAAGGAUUUGAAGCUGGCUAUCAGGAAGUGA
This is a messenger RNA of Triticum turgidum subsp. durum (durum wheat), 285 nucleotides long. The record is from the annotation of a GenBank genome assembly. NCBI's taxonomy places the organism in Eukaryota, Viridiplantae, Streptophyta, Magnoliopsida, Poales, Poaceae.